Messenger RNA from Phodopus roborovskii (desert hamster), 2061 nucleotides. It is a transcript of the gene Ube2g2, whose product is annotated as ubiquitin conjugating enzyme E2 G2. The coding region runs from base 121 to 618 and encodes 165 amino acids. Lineage: Eukaryota; Metazoa; Chordata; Mammalia; Rodentia; Cricetidae. Gene Ontology annotation, cellular component: endoplasmic reticulum; cytosol. The record is from RefSeq and is a predicted model, not a curated record. The transcript has 6 exons.
GCGCGCGCCCCGGACGCACUUGUGGCUCGAGGCAGCGCCCCGGAAGUAGCCGUGGACGUCGGAGCAGGCGGGCGGGACCGGCGCGGAUGUGGCGAGGCUGCUGAACGCAGGUUCCGCGGUAUGGCGGGGACGGCGCUGAAGAGGCUGAUGGCCGAGUAUAAGCAAUUAACCCUGAAUCCUCCAGAAGGAAUUGUGGCAGGCCCCAUGAAUGAAGAGAAUUUUUUUGAAUGGGAGGCAUUGAUCAUGGGCCCUGAAGACACUUGCUUUGAGUUUGGUGUUUUUCCUGCCAUCCUGAGUUUCCCACUUGACUACCCAUUGAGUCCUCCCAAGAUGAGAUUCACCUGCGAGAUGUUCCAUCCCAACAUCUAUCCUGACGGGAGAGUCUGCAUCUCCAUCUUGCAUGCCCCAGGCGAUGAUCCCAUGGGCUAUGAGAGCAGUGCUGAGCGGUGGAGCCCUGUGCAAAGUGUGGAGAAGAUCCUGCUUUCGGUGGUGAGCAUGCUGGCAGAGCCCAAUGAUGAGAGCGGAGCAAAUGUAGAUGCUUCCAAGAUGUGGCGGGAUGACCGUGAGCAGUUCUACAAGAUCGCCAAGCAGAUCGUCCAGAAGUCUCUAGGGCUCUGAGGCCACGCCCAUGUGCACACUGAGCAGUCCGGCGCUGUCCUCCAGACCACUUGGCAACAGUGCUGCCGUGCCGACACCAACACAGGCAACUGCGGAGCCACAGCACCCAUUGUUCCUUCUUUUCCACCCCAGACGGGCAGCUCCCCUGAAAUCAUGACUGGAACAAUGACAGCUGCGCUGCAAAGGGUCCCUCCUGCUGCGCCUCAGGGAGGGUCCAGGCUGUCCUCACUACCUCUCCCAGCUACGGGGUCCUCAGCUCUGCGCCUUCCUGCAGUGCUGAGGACCUGCCUCUGUCAUCCACCAGGGGCUGGGGAUACCUGUGCUGCUCCUUCUGAGGACAUGGGGCCUUGGAGAAAGCAGUGUGGACCUGUUGUCCCUGCCUCUCGAUUCCUGGGGGUCUCAGGAGGCAUUCUGAGCUUCUUUUGACACUUUGCACUUACAAGCCUAGGCUGCCUUUGGCGUGGUGACAGAGGCUUGCUGUGUGCAUCACGGAUGUCACCCUAGCCCCCUGCAGGGGCUAUUUUGUAAAUGGGUUCAUGAGAAGGAGACAUGGGUUACCAGGACUGCUGUUCUUCCUGGCUGUGUCCAUGUCUGAGUAGGUGGUGCACACUAGAGCAGGCAGGGUCUGUCUGCCAGGGCUUUAGUGUGGGUCUCGCCUAGGGGUUCUGUGUAUAUACAAGCUUAGCUCUAGGAUCAAACUGUUCUUCGCUGUCAGGGUUAGAAGGGAAUCUGCCACUAGGUGCUCAGCAGAGGUGUGCAUUUUGAACUAGACGAGCUGGGAGACGGCUGUGGCACAGGCCAGGGGUGGAGGGUCUCAAACAGCAGGACCACACUGAGCGACAGUGCCGGGAGUAGAUGCCACAAGCAAUAACAGAUAGAUCUUCAGUGUAAGGGGAUGCUUGGCCUUUUCUAAACAGGUUACAUUUAAACGUGAGUUUCUAUUUUUAAAGUGCAGCGUGUCUGUGGUGUGUGCAGCAGCUCUGUGCACAUGGUCCGCUUUUCCUUGUCUACAUGCCAGUGGCUGGCGCUGUGCAUGUUUCAUGGUGUUAGUAGUUCCCAGCUCUGCGGCUCCAGCUGGGUAUCUGUGGGGACCUCAUGCUUUCCUUCCCCAAAGGAGUCCAUUUCUAUCUGAAAUGGAGCAGAGGCUGGUGUUGGGAUGUGCAGGAGAAGGGAAUUGUACCGAAAUAGUAUUUGCAGGCCACUGAGGAAGCCCUCUCUGAAAAGAGGUAGCCUGUGUGGGGACAUGAACACAUGCAGAGUGGCACCAGGGCAUGUCAUCACCCUCAGGCCUCCCUGGCAAGUGGGGAAGAAGACAGGCAGUCUCUUUACAAAACAAAAGUAUUUUUAUUCAUUUGUAUUUAUUAAAUGAAAAAAAAGAAUCCUCUAGUGUCCUUCUUCUGUGGUGGACUUUAAUUGCUGUUCAAUAAAAGUGUCUGUCCCUUC